Paramuricea clavata is the source of this 2013-nucleotide messenger RNA. The record is from the annotation of a GenBank genome assembly. NCBI's taxonomy places the organism in Eukaryota, Metazoa, Cnidaria, Anthozoa, Malacalcyonacea, Plexauridae.
AUGUCGCCCUCUACUACAAAAAUAAAAAAAUUACAGCUACUUGUGAAGAAAAAGAACAAAAAAAUUAAGCAACUCCAACGAAAAAAUUUGCGAAAAGAGAAAACCAUUACAGGUCUGAUUACUCGGCUAAAUAAACAAAAAGUUCUUUCAAAAGAGCUCGGCGAGAAACUCGAUAAAAAUUUUGGGCAUUUAAAAUUGUACAAAAAUGAGCUAAAAAAUCAUGCAAGAAAGGCUGGUUCACGUUACAGCCAAGAAAUGAAGGAAUUUGCAGUAUCUUUGCAUUUUUAUAGUGCAAAAGCUUAUAAUUUUGUACGCAAAUCACUCCACUUGCCACAUCCGGCUACGCUUAGGUCAUGGGCAGCAGAUGUUGCUUGUGAACCAGGAUUUUUGACGGCUACAAUAGAUAGUCUUGCCGGGAAAUUUGCUUCAGAUGGCGAGUCUGAAUGUGGCCUGGUUUUGGAUGAAAUGUCCAUCCGAAAAGAAACGCUUUGGGACAGAAAAAACAACAAAUUUGUUGGGAAUAUUGAUUACGGCAAAACCCAAGGCGAAGAUCCUGAUAACAUCGCCACUAAUGUGUUAGUAAUUAUGGCUGCAGGACUUAAAAAAUCUUGGCAAAUGCCAAUUGGGUAUUUUUUAACAAAUAAAACUACUAGUGCUACGCAGUCCCAACUAGCAUUAGAAGCCAUAAAAUUACUGUACAACAAAGCAAACAUAAUUGUUAAAUCUGUAACGUUUGAUGGGCCAACUAAAAAUAUUAGCACAGCUAAAAAACUUGGCUGUGACAUCAAAAAUUUGAAAGGGUCAUUUCCUCACCCCUGUCGACCAGAUCUAAUGGUUUAUGUUGUAUUAGAUAUUUGCCACAUGAUAAAGUUAGCACGAAAUGCUUUGGGCAAUUUAAAAAUCUUCAAAACACCCACAGGAGAAACAAUUUCAUGGGGUUUUGUUGAAGCUUUGUAUGAAAUCCAGCAACAAGACAUAUUGCACCUGGCUAACAAGUUAAAAACAAAGCAUAUCCAGUGGCACAAGCACAAAAUGAAAGUUAGUGUUGCUACCCAAACUUUAAGUGCAUCUGUGGCAGCUGCCAUAACAUUUUUACGAAAUAUUAAGGUCGAAAAUUUCAUGGGCAGUAAAGCAACAAGUGAUUUCAUACUUUUGAUGAACAAUCUUUUUGAUAUUUUAAACUCCAAAAGCAAAUUUGGAAAGCAGUAUAAGGCACCAAUUAACCUAGAAAACUAUGCAAAUAUUGAAAAGUAUUUACAAGAUGGCAUUGCAAUUUUGAAAACGCUCAAAACUCUGGAUGGAGUAGAAGUAGUUAAUGGUCCAAGGAAAACCUUUAUUCAAGGUUUUGCAAUAUCAGCAGACUCAAUCCUUGCUAUCAGUAAAGAGCUUUUGCAUAGAGCCAACCUUCCGUAUAACUAUGUUCUUACAUACCGAUUUUCACAAGAUCCACUCGAAAUGUUUUUCAGUAAAAUAAGAAGCCGGUUAGGGUGGAAUAAUAAUCCCAAUGCAUUGCAAUUUAAAUAUGCAUUGAGGUCUUUGCUAUUAAGAAACAACAUUGAGUGUCCUACAACAGCAAACUGUGUGGCAACUACAGAAGAGCAAUCAGACUUACCUGACCAGUCUGACCACCAAGAUGCUCAAAUUUCUGAGAUGUUGCAAACAUCAACUGCAUGGCGGUAUGAUGUUCUAUUUUACAUAUCUGGCUACAUAGCACGAAAGUUGUUGAAGAUUAUAAAGUGCCCUGAGUGUGCUGAAACAUUAUAUCAACCAACUGAUGUAGCACACGACCAUCAAUAUCACCACAAUAUUACGCUCCUAUCCUGCAAACGUUAUGGCAAGUUGUUGGUUCCAUCCUUGUCUGUUGUAAAAGUGGUUACAACAACUGAUACAUUGGCAAGACAAGUUCUUUGUUCCUGGACAACUCUAAGCAAAGAUAAAAAAGAGAAGAUCUGUUUAGAAAUUAAACACCUUUCAGGAUAUUCUCCAGCACUCACAACAAGGUCAUGUCCUUGA